AUGGCUCCUAUUGCCGUCCGAGAUAUUAUAGACGGUGCGGAUGUGAUGGCAUCAGAAUCCAUCACCAUCAAGGAGAAAGUCGUGGGUGUGAAAGGAACCUCUAUACGACAACGUCCAUCGGCACCUUGCCUUGUCACGGACUUCAUUCGGUAUCAAGUCGAAUCCGAGCCCGAGGCCGUUGCCGUCCACUAUGAAGACGAGGAGCCAUACACAUAUUCCCAACUAUGGCAGCUUGUGGAGCAGAUUAGGGCUACAGGCAACUUUGCACCCGGUCAGAUUGUGCCUGUGUGUAUGGAUCUCAGUGUUGAGUUCGUGGCCACCCUCCUGGCCAUCAUGGUGUCAGGCGCUGCAUACCUGGUGCUUGACCCGGAGGGAUCCCCAGAACGCAACCGUGUGAUUGCAGCUGACUGUGGUGCCCGGACCGUUGUGGUCCAUGAGAAACAUCGUCCCCUGUUUGACCAAGCAACCUCAGUGGAGAACCUUCUUUCCAAAACUAGAACUUCCAACGCAUCCAGCCCUCUCGCUACUAACCCAUCAGAUCUGGCAUACUUGAUAUAUACCUCUGGCUCCACUGGAACACCUAAAGGCGUGCUGUUAAGUCAUCGCGCCGCAUCCCACGGGAUUGAUCAAUUUGAGCUCAACGGCCGCAGGCGGUGGUUGCUCUUUUACAAUCCCGUGUUUUCAGCUGCCCAGAGAACCAUUCUUGCAACGCUGGCUAAGGGUGCUUGCCUCUGCCUGGCUCGUCGUGACCGCCUGGCUACUGCAUUACCGGAAGUUCUGUCGAACCUUCAGGUGGAUGCACUCGGGAUCACCCCCUCUGCACUGGCAUUGUUGUCUACCGAGGAGGUUUCCAACUCUCUCCAGCAGGUGACCACUGUAGGUGAGCCCCUGUCGCAGAAUCUGGUUGAUCUGUGGGCGGACCGGGUUCACCUCCGCGUCUCUUAUGGUCUCAGCGAAUGCGCCCAAUUAAACUUCUCCCGACAAUUGAAGAGGGGCGACAACCCUCGAAAUCCUGGUCGACCAGCCGACACCACAUCAGCAGUGAUCUUGGAGCCUGGCACAGGGAGAGAACUGCCUGCGGGGGAACCAGGUGAGCUGUGUCUUUCUGGUCCACAGGUUGCCAAUGGCUACUAUCAACGCAUCAAAGAGACAAACGCCGCGUUCGUCAAGAAUCUCCUCGGACGGGAUAUCCUGUUUCGCACCGGGGACCAGGCUGUACGUCUUCCAGAUGGCAGCUUUGAGAUUCUUGGCCGGAUUGACCAUCAGAUCAAAAUUCACGGCCAGCGCGUCGAGCCGCAAGAGGUAGCACAAAAUCUGGCAACGGUAGCUGGUGUUGCUGCGCUUGCCUGCGUCGGAUCCUAUAUUAACGAGAAGUCAUCACUCGUUGCUGCAGUCAUUCCAGCGCCUGAAUCUGAUUGGGAAAGUCUGGUGCAAAGUCUCCGUGGUCACGCCCAGCGAUCAUUCCCCCCCUACAUGGUUCCCAGCUACUGGCUUCAAUGUGACGAAUUUCCCGUGAAUCGAAAUGGAAAGGUCGACUUCAAAGCCAUUCGGAAUUUGGCCGAGUCGACUGAUGUCAGCGACCUAUUGGGCCGCUGUCGUAGCGUUGAUGGGGAAGCGCACGUCUUUAGUGAGGUCGCCUUGGAGAUUGUGGAAGUAUGGGCCGACGUUCUCCAUCUCAGCCCAUCAUUCAUCCUUCCCACUGACUCUUUCGUUUCGUUGGGCGGCACGUCUAUCGAUGCAAUCAAGGCGAAUCGCGAGCUGCGAGGACAGGGAAUUCACAUCGAGCUGGCCGACAUGCUUCAGUCGCAGACGGUGGAAGAAGUGGCCGAUGCCUCUCGCAUAGGUUCUAAGGACGCGGGUCAGCCGAGUCCAUUGGCACCAUUUUCUCUCCUGUCGGACGAGAGCCUGAAAACGGACUUGCUGGCAGAUCGCGGCGUGGCCGAUGCGUUUCCAACUACUGCCCUGCAGGAGGGAAUUCUCGCCAGCACAAUACAGGGUAACCCGGACUAUCUCUACCAGAGAGUCUUUGACGUCCGGCACCUGGAUCUUGUACGACUCAAGCUUGCGUUCCAGGUCAUUUUCUGGAGGAGCGAAAACCUGCAAUCUUCGUUUGUUUCGGCAACCCAAGGGUUUGUACAGGUUACCCGCAACAACUUCGACCUGCCAUGGACCGAAUUAUCGAUCUCUCUAGACAAGUACUUGGAAGCCGAUAAAAGGGCUGGUGUUACUCUGGGCCAGCCAUUCAUGCGGGUGGCGGUGAUCGACAAAUCGAUUCUGGUUGUAUCCGUCCAUCAUGCACUUUUCGAUUUUUGGUCCCACGGUUUUAUGUUUGAUGACGUCGCACGUGUGUACUCUGGCAAGCGUUCCGUCCAUCGUGCACACUGGAAAUCAUUUGUUGGACUCGUACAUAACCAAGACCGGGGGAAAUCAGAGCAAUUCUGGAGACAGCAUCUGGCUGAGGUCAGUCCAACGAUUCUAAACCAUUCUCCCGAACUCGAUUCAUUUACAGUCGUUCGUUCCUUGCCCUUGGACCUGAAGUCGGUCGCAGCAGCACUCCAAGUCCCAUCAAGUGCUAUUUUCUAUGGCGCUUGGGCAUUGGUUCUCUCACUGCACACGGCGUCAAAGUCAGUUGUCAUGGCCACAGCGAUUUCCGGCCGAGAGCUACCUCUCCCAGGAAUUGAGGCCAUUGAUGGGCCAACCCUAGCAAUGGUGCCCCAAGCAGUGCUAGUUAACCCUGAUCAAUCCUUAUUGGAUCUGGUCCGCUCAGUAAACGUCAAUCUGUGGAGCAUCAUCAAACACUCCCAAUAUGGCAUGCGAGGAGCGUUCACCGCAGCCGGCCAUCAACCCUCCACGUUCUUAGAUACCAUGGUGAACAUUCUUGUUCGGGAAGAAGGGAAGAAUGAGCUCACCGGAGAGGUGUUCCAGAUAUUUGGACCUCGGUCGGCCUGGAGGACGGAAUACACAACACUGAACAUUGGAGAAGGGGACGAAGGCUUCGAGCUUAGCCUCACUUCUCCCAUGGAACCGCGCCGGUUGGAAUUCAUCCUGAAUCAAUUCUGUCACGCUGUUGAAACCAUUGUUCAUGAUCCUCGACUCAGUGUUCGCUCACUAAACCUGAUCGACAGCACAGAACUGGAUUUUCUGCUACAAUGGAAUGAUAACCAGCCCGAUGAGGCGACCCUGCAUGGGCAGUUCGAAGCGAUUGCGCACCAGUAUCCAUCACGAACUGCGAUCAACUUCCAGAACAAACAGUUCCUGAGCUAUGCAGAACUGAAUAAAAGGGCUGACCGGAUGGCCAAUUUCCUCUCUGAGCGUGGUGUCACACCCGGAGACAUUGUUCCUCUCCUCCUCGAAAAGUCCCCAAUCAUGAUUAUCACCAUUCUGGCCCUCUUCAAAAUUGGCGCUGCCUAUGUGCCGUUGAGUCCCGAGAAUCCUCUCGACAGAAAUGGUUUCAUUGCCCGUGAUGUCGGCGCUAAGGUCAUUUUGACCGAGAGCGAGCACGCCUCCUACUUUGCCGGCGAGGAUAUCCCCAGUGUUUUGGUCGACCAAGCCCGACUCUGUGCAUACUCGACAGAUAAGCAGCUAGUGAAUGUAUCUCCUGAUAACCUCGCCUAUAUCCUGUACACCUCAGGGAGUACCGGCCAGCCUAAGGGAGUGACAAUCAGCCAUGGGGCAUGUGCUGCUGCUAUGCGAUCCAUCAUUGAGUUUGAGGGCAAGCAAGGCAAGCCAUUCAGGGCUUUGCAAUUCUCCAACUAUGUAUUUGAUGUGUCUCUGUACGACUUUUUCGUCACUCUACACAGCGGUGGAACCCUUUGCAUAGCGCCAUCAGAGCAGCUUCUCGGUGACCUUGCGGGUGCAAUCAAUGAUAUGGGCGUUAACCAUGUCUUCUUGACCCCCACAGUGGCCCGGCUACUGAGCCCCGAGGACGUUCCCGGGUUGGAAUCCAUGACAGUUGGUGGCGAACAAUUGACGCGAGACGUGGUGACUACCUGGGCGUCGAGGCUAACUCUGCGCAACGGCUACGGGCCAACAGAAGCUUCAGUUCUCGUGACAAUGAAGGAGGUGGAUACCCAAACAACCGGUGGCAACAUUGGGAAACCUCUCGCGUCCGUGGGUGCAGUCAUCCUAGAAGCUGACGGAGUUCGGCCGGUUCCCUAUGGUGCAGUGGGAGAGCUGUGCUUCUGGGGUCCUCAGCUAUCACAAGGCUACUUUAAGAAGCCCGAAUUAACGGCUGGGGCCUUCAUUGAUAGCGAUAUCGGUGGUGGCCGCCGGUUGUAUCGCAGUGGUGAUCUGGCUCGAUACCUUCCCGGAGGGGAUAUCGAAUGCCUGGGUCGCAAAGACGACCAGGUGAAGGUUAACGGCCAUCGGAUCGAGCUGGGAGAGAUUGAACAAGCAUUCCUGCGAACAGGGGACGUCACAGACUGCAUUCUCACCGUAUGGAAGCACAACACCACGGCACACCUGGUCGCAUCUGUGGUCUUUGAGCCAAUCGACGAGGACCUCCGUGUUCUCCCCCUGGACCGAUUUGCGGAUGAUGCACAAAGGCUCAAGUCCAACCUCAGCGGACUUGCUCAUUACAUGGUCCCCAAGUUCAUUCUACCCCUGCCGUUCUUGCCCAGAUUGCCAUCUGGAAAGGCCGAUCGGAAGCAGCUCAAAGCACGGGUGCAGUCGAUGAGCCAGGCGGAGCUUUCGCAGUUCUCCUUUGACAAAGUUGGGUUGUCAGAGUCAGAAGAAAUUAUUCCACUAGUUUCUGAGACACAAAGAUCCCUCCAACAAGGUUGGAUCGAGGUGCUUCAGCUACCCGAUGAUCAGUUUGGACUAGAAGCCAACUUCCUCAGCCUGGGUGGUGAUUCAAUAUCUGCGAUUAACCUGGUCAGCUGGCUGCGACGGAGACAUCUGAAUGCCACCGUGCGAGAUGUGCUCCGAUACCCCUUGCUUGGGUCGAUGGCGGAGCAGCUUCAGCAAGAAUCGGAAGAUGAGAAGGCGUCGCAGGCCGUCGUUUUCUCUCCAUCGACAGAGUUGAUCAGUACCAUCACCUCACACGGCCUUCAGCAGGAGCAGUACGAGUAUAUCUACCCAUGCCCCCCCGGACAGGCCGAGUUCCUUACUCAGGGAGCCCGACCAGAGACAUUCUGGCGCUUGAUGGCCGUUCGAGCCCUCGGGAAGAACACCGAGCAAGUGACUCAGUGGGUUGACCUAGUCAAGCAGCUGACCCAGACGAAUGAAAUCCUGCGAACCACGUUCACCAGAUUCCAGGAAACCUGGUACGGAGUUGUACUUCGCGAUUCUACGCCCACUGUGGAAUUCUUCGAUGUUGCCAAUGCGGAUGAACGCAAGGAAAUUAUUGAUGCUGCCUGGGAGGACAAAUUCGGAUUUGGCAAGCCAUUCAUUCGCUAUGCCAUCCUUCGCCAUGGCGACGGGACCCACGAGGUGGUUACCAAGCUAGAUCACGGUCUAUAUGACGGCACGUUACUGCGAGUCUUUGACGCUCACUUCCAGGCAUACCAGCGACAGGAAGCACUGCAGCCGUUCACGUCGUUCAAGGAAUUCGCCUUCCAUAUCUGGCAGAUCAACCAGAAGCGCCCGACCUUGGACUUUUGGACGCAACCAGACAAGAGACCCAUCCAUUUCUCGUAUCCGAGCAACAAUGUCCAGAUUCAGUCACGCAUCGAUGCGUCAGUGGUGCACAUGAUAAAUCUGGACUUUGACAGCUUCAGCCGAAGCCGGGGUGUCACAGUCUCAAUCAUGUUCCAGGCCAUCUUCCAGCUCUGGCUGGCCUUCCGCAGCAAGCAGCAGGACGUGUCCUUCGACUACCUCUACACCGGACGCAACGUGGAUCUGCCCGAUCCCAACGGCAUCAAUGGAACGUGCGCAAACUUCCUGCCCAUGCGGUCGCGGGUCGAUGCGCAGGACUCCGUACAGGACUUCCUUCUGCGCACCCAAGAUGAGUUCUGGCAAUACACGGAGAACAACACGGUGGGCGUGGAGGAUAUCUGUCGAGCCUGUGGUAUCAGCCGGGAGGAGUCUGCCAACCGCGCUCUCUUUCUCUUCCAGCCCUUCGAGCCCGCCGGUGCCCCAGAGCAGUACCAACGCUGGGUGAUUAUGGCCAAGUCCGCGGUGACCAUGCCUCAACCCUAUGCUGUGGUGUUCGAGGUGAUCAAAACUGCCGAUCCUAACGCGUACAAGUUGAAGUUCGCGUACGACCAGUCGGUGUGGACGAGUGAGGAAGUAAAGGAGGAGGCUCGGGUUGUUGAGCGCAUGCUUUCGACGGUGGUGGAGAAGUCGGAUGCGCGCAUCGAUGACAUUCUCCGUCUGUAA
This is a messenger RNA of Aspergillus heteromorphus CBS 117.55, 6318 nucleotides long. It is a transcript of the gene sidE, whose product is annotated as nonribosomal peptide synthase SidE. Gene Ontology annotation, biological process: amino acid activation for nonribosomal peptide biosynthetic process; secondary metabolite biosynthetic process. Lineage: Eukaryota; Fungi; Ascomycota; Eurotiomycetes; Eurotiales; Aspergillaceae. Gene Ontology annotation, molecular function: phosphopantetheine binding; catalytic activity. The record is from RefSeq and is a predicted model, not a curated record. Bases 1 to 6318 code for a protein of 2105 amino acids. Gene Ontology annotation, cellular component: cytoplasm. The transcript has 2 exons.